Messenger RNA from Fusarium musae, 2106 nucleotides. It is a transcript of the gene QNS1, whose product is annotated as glutamine-dependent NAD(+) synthetase. Gene Ontology annotation, cellular component: cytoplasm. Lineage: Eukaryota; Fungi; Ascomycota; Sordariomycetes; Hypocreales; Nectriaceae. Gene Ontology annotation, molecular function: NAD+ synthase (glutamine-hydrolyzing) activity; ATP binding; glutaminase activity. The record is from RefSeq and is a predicted model, not a curated record. The coding region runs from base 1 to 2106 and encodes 701 amino acids. The transcript is spliced from 14 exons. Gene Ontology annotation, biological process: NAD+ biosynthetic process.
AUGGCGGACCUGAUCACUUUGGCGACGUGUUCUCUCAAUCAGUGGGUGUUGGAUUGGGAGGGUAACUUGAAGAGAAUUCGAAAGAGUAUCAUUCUCGCCAAGGAAGCUGGAGCUACGCUUAGAACGGGUCCUGAGCUCGAGAUUACAGGCUAUGGUUGUCUUGACCAUUUCCUUGAGGCUGAUGUUUACGAGCAUUCCUUGGAGUCACUCCUCGCAAUCUUGACUGACACCGAACUCCAUGGCAUUCUCAUCGACGUUGGUCUUCCUCUCAUGCACAGAGGCUGUCGAUACAACUGCCGUGCUAUUAUCUUGGAUGGAAAACUGCUCUGCCUUCGCCCCAAAAUCUAUCUUGCCAACGAUGGAAACUUCAGGGAGAACCGAUUCUUCACCCCUUGGAACAGGCCGAGAUAUGUUGAGAAGUUCAAUCUUCCUCCUGCUCUUCAGAAACACCAGGGCGUUCGACAAGUUCCCAUUGGUGAUGUUGUUCUGUCCCUCAAUGAUACAACUGUCGCCGCCGAGACAUGCGAGGAGCUCUUUACCCCCCAGGCCCCUCACAUUAACAUGGCUCUGAACGGCGUGGAAAUCUUCACCAACUCCUCCGGCUCUCAUCACACACUAAGAAAGCUUGAUGAGCGUAUUGCUCUCAUUUCUGAAGCGACUCGCAAGAGUGGUGGUGUGUACCUUUAUGCAAAUCAGUCUGGCUCUGAUGGAGACAGGCUUCUCUAUGAUGGUGCAUCUCUCAUCAUGGUCAAUGGCUCGAUCGUGGCUCAAGGCUCCCAGUUCAACUUGGACGAUGUCGAAGUUGUUACCGCGACCGUUGAUCUCGAGGAAGUCCGCGCUUAUAGAUUCGCACCAUCUCGCAACUUUCAGGCUGUGCAAGCACCUGUGUAUGAGAGAAUCGAGGUUGAUUUCAGCCUGGGCCAUGAGGACCUUGACCUCCUUCGUGCCCCUACAGCUCCUCAACCAGCCCGUUAUCAUGUCCCCGAGGAAGAAAUUGCUCUUGGCCCAGCGUGUUGGCUUUGGGAUUACCUCCGAAGAAGCAGGGCAUCUGGUUAUUUGGUCCCCCUCUCAGGAGGUAUCGACUCCUGCGCAACCGCUACCAUUGUAUUCAGCAUGUGCAGACUCGUCGUUGAGGCCAUCAAGGCUGGUAACGAGGAGGUCAUCGAAGACGUCAAGAGAAUUGCUGUGUUCUCGGAUAAGCUCCCCGAAACCCCCGAGGAGUUCUGCAACCAGAUCUUCCACACGGUGUACAUGGGUAUGGAGAAGCAGAGCAGUAAGGAGACUCGACAGCGUGCCAAGGACCUUGCCGAGCGUAUCGGUAGUUACCACACUGACAUGAACAUUGACGAUACCUUCCACGCUACUAAGAACUUGCUCACUCAAGGCACGGGAUUCGAGCCUAAAUUCAAGGUUCAUGGUGGAUCAGCGACUGAAAACUUGGCCCUUCAGAAUAUCCAGGCACGCAGCCGCAUGGUCAUCGCCUAUUACUACGCUCAGAUGCUACCAACAGUUCGUCAGCGACCAGGAGGAGGAAGCUUGCUUGUUCUAGGAUCCAGCAAUGUUGAUGAAUGUCUCCGAGGAUACCUCACCAAGUACGAUUGUUCUUCCGCCGAUCUCAACCCUAUAGGUGCUAUUAGCAAAAGGGAUCUCAAGAGUUUUAUUUCAUGGGCAGCCAAGAACUUCGACAUGCCGAUUUUGGAAGAGUUCAUUCAUGCUACACCCACGGCUGAGCUAGAGCCUAUCACUGAAAAUUAUGUUCAGUCAGACGAAGUUGAUAUGGGCAUGACCUAUGACGAACUAGCUCGUUUUGGACGACUACGUAAAGAGAGCAAGUUAGGGCCCUACGGCAUGUUCCUACGACUUGUCGAAGAAUGGGGUGGAGAGGGCAAACUGACUCCACGAGAAAUCGCCACCAAGGUGAAGCGUUUCUAUCACUUCCAUUAUAUCAACCGGGAAAAUUACUCGCCCGACGACCACAGAUUUGACCUUCGUCCUUUGUUCUACCCACCUGCAUUCCAAGGCUGGUCCUUCCAGAAGAUUGAUAAGCGGGUUGAGGCUCUGGAAAAGGUUCUGGAGAAGAAGAAGGCUGCAAGUGCCUCCACAUAG